ACCGGCCCACACUGCCCUGCGGCAUGCCGCUGGGGGAGGAAGGGCGGGCGGGCGGCCCAGGACAUGACUCCUGGCUGAGUGGAGGGGGGCCGGAGGGGUGCCAGGGAUUCCCAGGGACCGACCAGGGGACUAGCUGAGCACGAAGCAGGCCUAGAGGAAAAGACUCUGGCCUGGAUCGGGUCGAAUUAAGCGCUUCGCUGGCCUAGGUACCGAAAUGACAGCGCCGACGCGGCAGCCAUCUUUGCACAAACGGGAAGUCUCGCCUCUAGUUCCCGCCCCCUCUCCUAGUUGGAAACCUAGAAGGCCGUCUCCCCCGGCCUGCUAGCGGGGCGCGCCCUCCCUCCCCUCAAAUAACCUCACCCUCGCGCACGCGCGCUACCACCGUCUGGCUUCACGGCUACCAGGGUGCCGCCAUAUUGGUAAAGGUACAGUAUUGGGGUGGAGGGAGAUCGCAACUUCCUGUUCUCGCGGGAUCUAGGGGCGUGACUGCCACGUCCGUGCACACCGGGAAAGGAGAGGACCCCGGAGCCGCGUGAUGGCCCCCGGCCUGCGGGCCCCACACUGGGUGGCAGUGGGACUGCUGACCUGGGAAGCCUUGGGGCUGCUGGUGGCCGGACAUGGGGCUCAUGGUGACUCGUAUAAGGAUGUGCAAGAAGACUUCCAUGGCCACAGCCACAGGCACUCCCAUGAGGAUUUCCACCAUGGACACAGCCAUGCCCAUGGCCAUGGCCACACUCAUGAGAGCAUGUGGCAUGGGCACACCCACGGUCACGACCAUGAACAUUCACGUGAGGACCUGCACCAUGGCCAUGGCCACUCCCAUGACAGCCUCCACCGCGGAGGACAUGGACAUGAACAUAGCCAUGAACACAGCCGUGGAGGCUUCGGGGAGCCUGGGUCCCUAGGCAUCAAGCAUGACCUGGACACUGUCACUCUCUGGGCCUAUGCACUGGGGGCCACAGUUCUGAUCUCUGCAGCUCCAUUUUUCGUCCUCUUCCUUAUCCCAGUAGAGUCAAACUCACCCCGACAUCGUUCUCUGCUGCAGAUCUUGCUUAGUUUUGCUUCUGGGGGGCUCCUAGGAGAUGCCUUCCUGCACCUUAUCCCUCAUGCCUUGGAACCUCAUUCUCACCACACCCUGGAGCAGCCUGGACAUGGACACUCACACAGUGGCCAGGGCCCCAUUCUCUCUGUGGGACUGUGGGUUCUCAGUGGAAUUGUCGCCUUCCUGGUGGUGGAGAAAUUUGUGAGACAUGUGAAAGGAGGACAUGGACACAGUCAUGGGCAUGGACAUGGUCAUACACACAGAAGUCACGGACAUGAAAAACAGGAGCAUCCUUCAAGGGAGAAGCCCAGCUCCGAGGAGGAAGAAAAGGAAGCGGGAGGGUUGCGGAAGAGGAGAAGAGGUAGCACCAGGACCAAAGAUGGCCCAGUGAGACCUCAGAACCCUGAAGGAGAGAAAACAGGUUCAGACCUGCGUGUGUCUGGGUACCUGAACCUGGCUGCCGACUUUGCACACAACUUCACCGACGGUCUGGCCAUUGGUGCAUCCUUCCGUGCGGGCCGAGGGCUGGGCAUCUUGACCACAAUGACUGUCCUGCUACAUGAAGUACCCCAUGAGGUUGGAGACUUUGCCAUCUUGGUCCAGUCUGGCUGCAGCAAAAAGCAGGCAAUGCGUCUACAGCUCCUGACCGCAGUAGGGGCACUGGCGGGCACGGCCUGUGCCCUUCUCACUGAAGGCGGGGCAGUGGGCAGCACAGGUGCAGGUGGUGCUGGCCCCGGCUGGGUUCUGCCGUUCACUGCGGGCGGUUUUAUCUACGUAGCAACGGUGUCGGUGUUGCCGGAGCUGUUGAGGGAGGCGUCCCCUUUGCAGUCACUUCUGGAGGUGCUGGGGCUGCUGGGAGGAGUCGUCAUGAUGGUGCUGAUUGCUCACCUUGAGUGAGGGGUGAGAUAGUGGCCCGGCCUCUCCCCUAACUCCAAGGUGCAGGGGUCUGGAGGCCCUGGGCAAGAACAUCUGCCAAAGUAAACUGUUGAAUCCUAGCAGAGUGGUGACUUGACUCGGGCAUCAGAGGAGCUGUGGAGUGGGGAGAGAGGCCAGAGGGACCAGAGUUGGCACUGCCUGACCAUAUUGUUAGCUGGGGGGAUAAAGGAGGCCUUGAAGAAGGCUGAAAGGGAAAGAGGUCACGACAACCUGGUGGCCCUAGUCUCACUUGUUUUCAGAGGACCAAGCUGCCACACACUGUGUUCUCUAAGGUCCAUCUCUCUCUCCCACCGCUGGUCAAGGCUUCUGGGAAGACCAGAGCACUGGACAGAGGGGCUAACAAGAGGAGUCCAGAGUAAACAUCAAUCGUGUGUGCUGAUUUGGGGGUGAUUUGGAGUAGGGGCGGGAGAGGGUUAGGUGGUAAUCUUAUGGCCUGAUUUGUUUCUAUGCGUUUUUAUAUCACUGUUUAAAUCGAGGGGGAGGGGUGUUGACCGGAAAUAAAGGCCUUGGCUCUUCCGCCCCACAAGCCCUCUUU
Fukomys damarensis (Damara mole-rat) is the source of this 2513-nucleotide messenger RNA. RefSeq names its product solute carrier family 39 member 7 (gene Slc39a7). The transcript has 8 exons. Lineage: Eukaryota; Metazoa; Chordata; Mammalia; Rodentia; Bathyergidae. Gene Ontology annotation, biological process: zinc ion transmembrane transport; intracellular zinc ion homeostasis. Bases 536 to 1939 code for a protein of 467 amino acids. Gene Ontology annotation, cellular component: membrane. The record is from RefSeq and is a predicted model, not a curated record. Gene Ontology annotation, molecular function: zinc ion transmembrane transporter activity.